AUGUUGCUUCGACGGACCAAAAGUGGUGACUUUGGCAAAGGCAGCAAGAAGGCUCAGGCCCUCAGAGAGGCCGAGCUGGAGCGCCAGCGUCAAGCGGCAUCACGAGUUCCUCCAAAGCUGCCCGAAUUCGCCAACAACUCCGAGCAAUUGUCAAAGGCCAUCCCCCGAGACUUGCAACCCGCCGAGUACACGUACAGUCUCGCCACUUCGGGCCCCGGUGGUUAUUACGGGCGCGCCUCCAACGAAUCUCGCCAUUACAUACCCAGCGCUGCUCCGCCAGUGCCACCGAUUCCAAGCAGCGCCUUCGACCCUUAUGCUCGAACUGAGAGCAUGACUCACCGUGGACGGUACAGCUAUGCCAGCAGCGCCAUCAGCUCCAUCAACAGCCCUAGGAGGGUUCGUAGAAGAAAGGACCCGACUCCGUUUAAUAUUCUAGUCAUUGGGACUGCAGGUGCCGGCAAGACCUCAUUUCUCGAAUUUCUCAAGACGGCACUUGCUCUUCCACCUAGAAAGCGGCCUAGGAAGGUUGACGACGAUGACUUCAAAAUCCCAGCUCCGGCUUCGGGAAAUUUUAUUCCUCACUUCAUGGAAACCGAGAUUGACAACGAGCGAAUUGGUUUGACUUUGUGGGACUCGGAAGGUAUUGAGAAGAACUUGGUGGAUUUGCAAUUGAGAGAGCUGAGCGCUUUUCUUGAGAGCAAGUUUGAGGAGACGUUUGCAGAAGAGAUGAAGGUUGUGCGAUCUCCCGGCGUUCAGGAUACCCACAUUCACGCAGUCUUCUUGGUUUUGGAUCCGUCCCGUCUCGAUCGUAAUAUUGCGGCCUCCCGAAACAUGGCAACUCGUUACCAGGGCAAUGAUCCACGCACUCGGGCGUCGGGCGCCCUUGACGAUGACCUCGAUCUCCAAAUCCUUCGCAGUCUUCACCGCAAGACCACUGUCAUUCCGGUUAUUGCGAAAGCCGACACUAUUACGACCAAGCAUAUGAAUGUGCUAAAGAAGUCUGUCUGGGACAGUAUCAGGAAGGCUGACCUGGAUCCGCUCGAGGCUCUCGGAUUGGACGAGGACAGCGACAACAAUUCCGACAAAAUUGACGAGGAGGAGGAGGAAGCCGCUGUUGUAGAUGACGGCGAGGCAAUUUCGUCUUUGGCGAGUUCGCCGAACUCCAAACGAUUAUCAACACAGUCCAUCCGUCGCCACAAAGCCCAGGAGGAGACAAAGGAAGACGAGAUCCCAUUCCUGCCCCUCUCCAUCAUCAGUCCGGACUUGUACGAACCAGCUGUGAUCGGCCGCCAGUUUCCUUGGGGAUUUGCAGAUCCUUACAAUGAGCAGCACUGCGACUUCACCCGUUUGAAGGAGACGGUUUUCUCAGAGUGGCGAGGUGAGUUGCGUGAGGCCAGUCGAGAGCAAUGGUAUGAAGGAUGGAGAACGAACCGCCUGAAGCUGCGAGACCUGCCCUAUCGUCAUCGAUAG
This is a messenger RNA of Metarhizium album ARSEF 1941, 1470 nucleotides long. RefSeq names its product septin. Gene Ontology annotation, molecular function: molecular adaptor activity; GTP binding; GTPase activity. Lineage: Eukaryota; Fungi; Ascomycota; Sordariomycetes; Hypocreales; Clavicipitaceae. Gene Ontology annotation, cellular component: septin ring; septin complex; cell division site. Bases 1 to 1470 code for a protein of 489 amino acids. Gene Ontology annotation, biological process: cytoskeleton-dependent cytokinesis. The record is from RefSeq and is a predicted model, not a curated record. The transcript is spliced from 2 exons.